CAACUGUGCCUUCUGAGAGCCAUCACCCCUGUUGAAAACAUGGCCACAUCUCAUCCACACACACAUUCUCCAAUUCUGAUAACACGAACCACCCACAGGCUACAAUCCACUUCAUUUUGCUCUUCUCGUUCUCUCUCUUUCUGGAUUCUAUCCAUAAGCAAAUCAGAAAAAAGCCCAGAAAAAAAAAAAAAAUCCAAAAAGAUGAGUGUGGCAUCUUCAAUUCCAUGCAUCAAAAUCCCAACUACUUCUUCUUCUUCAUCUUCUUCAUCAUCUUCUUCUUAUUAUAGAUUCUCUGCCACCAAGCCUGCUAUAUUCACCAUAAGGAGCUCCCAAACUGAAGGCCCACUCAGGAGACCUGUGGCUCCCCUUAGAGAACCUGCCCCUUCUCCUCUUCCUCCUAAACCCAUCCCCCCUUCUCCCUCUCCUUCUUCUGCUUCUCCUCCUCCAUCACCCCCACCCCCACCAUCUGCCUCUGUGGACAAGAAUGUGGUCACUCUGGAGUUUCAGAGGCAGGUAGCUAAGGAGCUUCAGGAUUAUUUCAAGCAGAGGAAGCUUGAGGAGGCCAAUCAGGGUCCUUUCUUUGGCUUCAUUGGCAAGAAUGAGAUUUCCAAUGGAAGAUGGGCAAUGUUCGGUUUUGCUGUUGGGAUGCUAACAGAGUACGCAACAGGCUCAGACUUUGUUGAUCAAGUAAAGAUCCUUCUCUCCAAUUUUGGGAUAAUAGAUCUGGAAUGACCCAUCUACUGGAUCUUCAAUGUCAUCAAUACUUCCUCAUUGUUGUAAUCUCUGUAACCGCAUCAAAUGUUUCAUCAGCAACUUCUUUUGGGUAAAUUUGUUAAAUAUUUGUUUGCUUGAUUCACUCCUUUGCUAUAAGCUGUAUACUUGAAUUGAAAAAUACAAGUUCCUUCAUUUUGCUUUACA
Molecule: messenger RNA, 918 nt
Organism: Vitis riparia (riverbank grape)
Lineage: Eukaryota; Viridiplantae; Streptophyta; Magnoliopsida; Vitales; Vitaceae
Product: light-harvesting complex-like protein OHP2, chloroplastic
Exons: 2
Coding region: 40-732 (230 amino acids)
Cellular component (GO): chloroplast thylakoid membrane
Source: RefSeq, a predicted model, not a curated record